Messenger RNA from Daktulosphaira vitifoliae (grape phylloxera), 918 nucleotides. Its product is annotated as E3 SUMO-protein ligase ZBED1-like. The annotation marks the transcript as partial. The transcript has a single exon. NCBI's taxonomy places the organism in Eukaryota, Metazoa, Arthropoda, Insecta, Hemiptera, Phylloxeridae. The record is from RefSeq and is a predicted model, not a curated record.
AUGAUUGUCGCUGAUUAUCAACCACUCUCGUUAGUAGAAAACGUUGGAUUUAUUGAGUAUAGUAAAAAAUUGCAACCACUUUAUUCUAUCCCUAGUAGAAAAAUAUUAACUUCGAAAUUAUUGCCACAAGAAUAUAAUGUUAUACUUCUUAAAAUAAAAUCUAUUCUUCAAAAUGUAAAUGAUUUAUCUAUAACAACAGAUAUGUGGACAUCCGAUUCCAAUAUAUCAUAUAUAACAGUGACGUGCCAUUUUAUUUUUGACGACCAAUUAUAUUCACCAGUAAUUGCAACUAAAGACGUUUUUGACAGACACACUGGUCAAAAUAUAGCCGCUACACUUACAAAUAUUUUUAAUGAGUGGAAUAUAACAAAUAAAAUAAUAACUGUGGUAUCAGAUAAUGGGUCAAAUAUUAAAAAUGCAAUAAACGAACACCUUCUUAAACACCAUCAUCCAUGUGUAGCACACACACUUAACUUGAGUAUGAAUGAGGCAAUAAAUGGAAACUCUGAUAUAAAUCAAAUUUUAAAAAAAUGUAGGACGAUAGUAGAGCAUUUUAAGCACAGCAGCAACGCUACAGAAAAACUCAAAGAUUUUCAAUUACAAAUGAACUUACCUCCAUUAAAAGUUAAGCAAGAUGUGCCCACUAGGUGGAAUUCUAGUUUAAUAAUGAUGGAUAGACUUGUAAACAUUAAAGUCCCUCUAUCUGCAACUAUGUCAACUUUACCUCGUGCUCCAAAUUAUUUAAAUGCGUCAGAGUGGGAGAUAAUAUUAGAUUGUACUCAUAUUUUAAAGCCAUUUCAAAUUAUGACAGCGGAAUUAUCAGGCGAAAAGUAUCCAACAUUAAGCGUGGUAAUACCACUUAUUAGAGGUCUUCAACAUAUUUUAAAAAACUUGAAAACAGAAACUGAUAUUGGGGAU